Messenger RNA from Myxocyprinus asiaticus (Chinese sucker), 1598 nucleotides. Its product is annotated as cyclin-dependent kinase 2-associated protein 1-like. The record is from RefSeq and is a predicted model, not a curated record. Gene Ontology annotation, cellular component: nucleus; cytoplasm. Bases 205 to 555 code for a protein of 116 amino acids. The transcript has 5 exons. NCBI's taxonomy places the organism in Eukaryota, Metazoa, Chordata, Actinopteri, Cypriniformes, Catostomidae.
GUGAAUUCCGGGCUCACCCGUGCAAAGCUAGUGCUACGCAAGGACACAGAUGCCUACUAAUAGUAACACUGGAGAUAAUUUGGAGAUUCUGCAAGGUGGGUGUCAAUAAGUGACGGCCAUAUUUUCUGUGCAGCUGUGCUGUAAACAAAAACUGUCGGAGGGAUACACAGACGCAGUGAUUUCAGGGCGAUUUGAUUUCCUAAAAUGUCUUUGGGAAUGUCUUACAAACCUAACGUCUACCAGCAUGUUCCAGGAACUCCCGUGUAUCAAGUGGUGCACUCCCAGACUCAGAGUUUAGCUACACAGUCUUACAAAUCUGUUCUGAAUGAUUUUGGACCUCCGUCGCUGAGUUUUUCACAGGGUUGUAUUGCAACCUCAAUGCCUCAAAGCAAGUAUGCUGAACUUCUAGCCAUUAUAGAGGAGCUGGGAAAGGAAAUAAGGCCUACAUAUGCUGGGAGUAAAAGUGCCAUGGAGAGGCUUAAGAGAGGUAUCAUAAUUGCCAGAAGUCUGGUGCGUGAGUGCUUGGCAGAAACUGAAAGAAAUGCAAGGUCCUAACAGUCAGAACAGAUCCAAUGGAUUCCAAACCGAAUUCACCAGCUUGAAAAUGAACUAUUUUAUAUUGCCUGUUUAAAGACCUCAAACAAAUGAACUGAUUUGAAACUGUUAUAAAACAAACAAUUAUAGCAAUAUAGAUAGCUAUAUGAAGCUAUAGAUCUGUUCAUAAGAGGAUUUUCCUGAAUUUAUGUUCCCAAUUGGGAAUAAACUAUGUUCUUUAAGGUUACUGGAAUGCAAGCUCAGACCUUUGCAUGUUACAUAUAAAUGCCCUUUUUGUUUAUUACAUUUUAUGUCUAAAGAUAAUUUUUGUAAAAUACUCAAAUCAAAAACCCUGGUGGCUCUGGUAUAAUUUAUAACAUAUUUUGAACAUUGUACAACAUGUGGAAAUGUAGUUAUCCCGAUAGUCUUUAAUGACCCUUACAGUUAUUUAUUUUUUUCCAAUCAAAACAUUCUUGACCUUCUAGAGGUUAUUUGAAAGGUGCUUUUUGAUUUCAUUAAAUUUUUUAAUUAAUUAAUUGAUUUAUUUUUUAUAGAAGAAGAUGUGAAAAUGUUGGAAAUGUUAGUCUUCACCUAACUCAUGAAGGUAUACUCUGACACCAACCAAUUUAAGAAAAUUAUUCAGGAAAAAAAAAUCAUACAGAGUAAAAUUUUGAGAACUUAAGGUGCUGUGUUUGCUUCUUUGUUUGUUAACCAGUGUGAUCAAUUAUUUUCAUGUUUAUAUGCAGUGUUGUAUUAAUGGUAUAAACUCAUACAUUAUAGAUUUUUGGAUACCAAUUAACUGAUUAUCAAAACUAUUGGCAAAAUUUUGCUCAAUGGGUUUUAGUUGAUAUAUUGUAACAUUAUGCAAAGCCAACUAGCCUGCUGUAUGUUUCUUAAUCAUAUAAUACAGUCCCCAUUGCCUUAUGAAACACACCACAUUGCAUACAUGAUAAUGCAACGCUACAACAGUAAAGUUUUAUAACUAUUAUCUGCAAUACUUAUUAACUUUGGAUUUUUUCUUCUUUGUAAAAAAUAAAUAAAAUAAAAUAACUUUGAGGUUGAAA